GUUGUGCUCUCGAUAUCUGAUGUCAAUCACACGUACAGAGUAUUGCCAUUGCAUUUCAAUGUGUGUACAGCAUAUGUGAACACCUGUAGGGGUGCUGUGCGUUGCUGUACGUCUGAUGUCAGUCAAGUGAAGAUAAAUGAAAUGAAAAUGCAAGCAUAUUUUGAAGUGAAAAAUUCACGUGAUUUCACGGGUAAAGUAGUGUUGGUCACCGGUUCGAGCUCUGGUAUAGGCGAGGGUAUUGUCAAACUGUUUGCUAUAUUGGGGGCCAAUGUUGUGGUCACCGGUCGUAAUGAGACGGAGAUUCAAAGAGUGGCCAAAGAAGUGCUGGAAUUGUCACCAAAUAAAUUAAAGCCAUUACAAGUGUCGGCAGAUUUAACCAAAACUGAUGACAUUAAGAAAUUAAUUGACGAAACAAUUAAAACGUUUGGAAAAUUGGAUGUUUUGGUAAAUAAUUCAGGAAUUGUCCCAAAUUUAGACAUUCACGACAAGAAUGUGAUGGAAGAAUGGGAUAAAGUUAUGAAUAUUGAUUUGAGAGCUGUCGUAGAGGUGAUCCACUCGGCUGUCCCACACCUGGAGGCGUCCAAAGGUGUCAUUAUUAACAUCUCGAGCGGUGCCGCUGGUUUAAAUAUGUUAACCCGAGUACUGGCCCUACAGUUGGCUCCCAAAGGGGUUAGAGUUAAUACUGUUAGUCCGGGUGUAACUAAAGUGCCUGCAAUGCCUGCCGGACGCGAACAGGUAUACGAGCCAUAUAUACCGCUCCGGUCUGUUGAUGUAAUACAAUCGCGUAAUUUUACCGACAAAGUAGUGUUGAUCACGGGUUCGAGCUCUGGUAUAGGCGAGGGUAUCGCCAAACUGUUUGCCGUAUUGGGGGCUAAAGUGGUGGUCACCGGCAGAAAAGAGGCCGACGUUCAUAAAGUGGCCCUCGAGUUGGAAAAGCUAUCCCCGUAUAAGAUCAAGCCCUUAGAAGUUGCGGCGGAUUUGACUAAAUCUGAAGACAUCAAUAGAUUGGUUGAACAAACCAUAAAGACUUUUGGAAAGUUGGAUGUAUUGGUGAACAACGCCGGCGCCGGAAAAGCCACUCUUAUCGGUGAUCCGGAUUUGUUGAAGUCGUGGGACUUUACUUUUGGGAUUGACUUAAGAGCUGUCGUCGAGCUGACCCACGCCGCUGUGCCAUACCUGGAGAAAACAAACGGCACUAUUAUUGACACUUCCAGUAUUGCAGCAACAUAUCCGGGCUCUUCGGCCUACAACUGUGCCAAAGCCGGUCUCAAUAUGUUGGCUGAGGUUCUGGCACUGGAAUUGGGCCCCAAAGGCAUUCGUGUCAAUACUAUUAGCCCGGGCUUUACUGAAGUGGACACCCAUUCACUUCCACCCGACGUACAGAAAUUAAUUGUAAAACAAACUCCACUUCGACGCGUCGGCCAACCGUUAGAUAUGGCUAAAGCUGUGGCAUUUCUGGCCUCAACCGACGCCCACUCUGGUAUAGGCGAGGGUAUCGCCAAACUGUUUGCCGUAUUGGGGGCUAAAGUGGUGGUCACCGGCAGAAAAGAGGCCGACGUUCAUAAAGUGGCCCUCGAGUUGGAAAAGCUAUCCCCGUAUAAGAUCAAGCCCUUAGAAGUUGUGGCGGAUUUGACUAAAUCUGAAGACAUCACAAGAUUAGUGGAUCAAACCAUUAAGACUUUCGGAAAGUUGGAUGUGUUGGUGAACAACGCGGGCGGCGGUGCGUCUACUUAUAUCUGGGACUCAGGAUUGUUGGCCGCUUGGGAUCAGAUAUUUAACAUUAAUUUGAGAGGUGUUGUUGAGCUGAUCCACACUACGGUACCACAUCUGGAGAAGACUAACGGAACUAUUAUUGACACAUCCAGUAUCGCCGGUAUAGCACCGUUCUCAGAUAUGGUGGCUUACAGUAGCGCCAAAGCAGCCCUAACUAUGUUGGCUAAAGUAUUGGCCCUUGAAUUAGGCCCCAAAGGCAUACGUGUGAAUACUCUCAGUGCCAAAGCGGCACUCAAUAUGUUGGCUAAAGUUUUGGCUCUUGAACUUGGUCCUAAAGGCAUUCGUGUGAAUACUAUCAGUCCCGGUUAUACUGAAGUCGAGAGUCAUUUACUUCCGCCUGAUUUUAGGAAAAUAAUUGAAAAACAAACACCACUUAAACAUGUGAUACAAUCGCGUAAUUUUACCGACAAAGUAGUGUUGGUCACCGGUUCGAGCUCUGGAAUAGGCGAGGGUAUUGUCAAACUGUUUGCCGUAUUGGGCGCUAAAGUGGUGGUUACCGCCAGAAAGGUGGCCGACGUUCAUAGAGUGGCCCUCGAGUUAGAAAAAUUAUCUCCCUAUAAGAUCAAGCCCUUAGAAGUUGCGGCGGAUUUGACUAAACCUGAAGACAUUAAUAGAUUGGUUGAACAAACCAUAAAGACUUUCGGAAAGUUGGAUGUAUUGGUGAACAACGCGGGCAUAGGUUUGGCCACUUUUAUUAAGGACACGGGACUAAUGGCUACAUGGGAUCAAGUGUUUAACGUUGAUUUGAGAGCUGUUAUUGAGCUAACCCACUCUGCCGUCCCAUACUUGGAAAAGACCAACGGAACUAUUAUCGACACAUCCAGUAUUUUAGACACAGCACCCAGAUUAAGUGCAAUGGCUUAUAAUUGUGCCAAAGCAGCCCUAACUAUGUUGGCUAAAGUGUUGGCCCUUGAAUUGGGCCCCAAAGGCAUACGUGUGAAUACUAUCAGUCCAGGUUUUACUGAAGUUGAGAGCCAUUUAUUUCCACCCGAUUUUAAAAAGUUGGUCGAAAAACGGACACCACUUAAACUGAUCUUGGUCACCGGCUCGUCAUCGGGUAUCGGCGCCGAAAUCACUAAACUAUUCUCCAUUCUGGGCGCCCGAGUGGUGGUCACCGGCCGUAAGGCACCCGAAGUAGAGAAAGUGGCCAAAGAGGUCCAGGAGUUGUCGCCAAAGCAAUUAAAACCGUUACAAGUGGUCGCGGAUUUGACCAAAACCGAGGACUUAAACCGACUGUUGGACGAGACGAUCAAGACGUUUGGCAAACUGGAUGUGUUGGUGAACAAUGCGGGCAUUUAUUUCAACACAACCAUCGGUGACGCAAAUCUGUUGACAAAAUGGGAUCAGAUAUUUGCCAUCGAUCUGAGAGCAGUCGUACAACUCAUCCAACAAUCGGUUCCGCAUUUGAAGAAAACAAACGGCACUAUAAUUGACAUCUCGGCCAUUGAGGGCACUCGACCCGGUAUUGUCAAACUAUUUGCCAUAUUAGGGGCCAAAGUGGUGGUCACCGGUCGUAAUGCAACAGAGAUAGCCAAAGUGGCCCAAGAAGUGCAACUAUUAUCACCCGAAGGGUUAAAACCAUUACAAGUGGUGGCAGAUCUCGGCAAAAGCGAUGACAUAAACAAAUUGAUUUCGCAAACUAUCAGUACGUUUGGCAAAUUGGAUGUAUUGGUCAACAACGCCGGCGUUUACCCGAUGUCACCCAUUGAUGACACAAACUUCAUGAAGACUUUUGACCAGGUGUUUAACAUUGACCUCCGGGCCAUCGUUGAGACUAUUCAGAUAUCGGUGCCAUAUAUGGCCAAAACUAACGGCACAAUUAUUAACAUAUCCAGUAUCGCUGCCCUCCAUCCGGCGGCCCUCGAUAUGCUGACCCGUGUGUUGGCCCUCGAGUUGGGUCCCCGCGGUAUUCGUGUCAAUACUAUUAAUCCGGGAACCAUUCAAGUUCCACACAUGGAUAUGAGUGUUGAUUUGAUUAAGAAAAUGGUUAAAAAUAUAAUCAAUUUGACACCACUUGAACGACUCGGACAACCCCUGGAUGUGGCCAAAGGGGUGGUAUUCCUGGCAUCCAGUGAUGCUGACUUCAUAACGGGUGCUAAUAUUGUGGUCGAUGGUGGCUUCGGCUUUAAUGACCAUGCUGAGGCCUCCGUCUAUCACCACAUUCUGACC
This is a messenger RNA of Medioppia subpectinata, 3942 nucleotides long. Lineage: Eukaryota; Metazoa; Arthropoda; Arachnida; Sarcoptiformes; Oppiidae. The record is from the annotation of a GenBank genome assembly.